GCAAAAUGCAGACAGACUAACCAAGAUCCAUCUGUGCUUCUAAAAUAUCUGGAUUUUUUUGUUUUGUAGGUUUACAUCAUAUCUUAAAACACACAUAAACCUACAACAGGCCACUGGCACUCCUUUAACACUGUGGCCUCUUCAACUGGGGUGCGCAGGAAUCAUAGCUGGUGUUAAACAAGUUGUGGGACUACUAUACAGGGAAAAUCUUUCUUGAAGGCUUCAUUUGAGGAAGGCUUAGGCACAAACAACACUUCUACCACAGGGCUCAGACAUUAGCCUGACAGGGGACACCAUGGAAGCCCCUCUUGUGUGUUUGGAUGAGGAAUUUGAAGAUCUCCGGCCCUGUCAGAUGGACGAGCUGGACUAUCCAGCACUGAGUCAUUCAUCUUACUCCACCACUUCUACCGUCCCAUUGGCCUCCAUCACCCGUGAGGACUUCUCUGAGCUGGAGAACUUCUCUGAGAUGAUGAGCUUUAAGUCGAUGGAGGACCUGGUCAAUGAGUUUGAUGAGAAGCUCAAUGUCUGUUUCCACAAUUACAACACCAAGACGGAGGGCCUGGCACCCAUACGCAACCAAUCACACAACCAGGAGGAUGAGGAGCACCUGCAGGACGAAGAUGUGUGGGAUGCUUUAACUGACAACUACAUCUGCACUUGGGAGGGUUCCGACGCAGAGGGACUCAACGGCAAUCUUUCUGACCAGGAGAUCCAUGAAAAAGAAGAGGAAGAGAUGAACGAGAAGAAUGACAAUGCUAACUGCCUGAAUGAAGAGCCUCUCAUCACAGCUGAUCAGGUCAUUGAGGAGAUAGUUGAGAUGAUGGAGAACUCCCCUGAUCCAGGUGAAACUGAGGAGGAGGAUGAAGAGGAGAGCAGCCACUGCUCCCAGACCAGUCCCUCCCUUCUGGAGGAGAUCAGGCAGCUGUUACAGGCUUCUAACAACAACUGCUCUUAUGAAGGCCUCAGCCUGAUGCACAGCUCAGCAUUGGUCAACCUGCUGGAGCGAGUGGAGGCUGCCAUCCGUGAGUACUCAGAGGAGCUGGUCAGCCAGCUGGCUCGGCGUGAUGAGCUGAAGUUUGAGAAAGAGGUGAAGAACACAUUCAUCACUGCCCUGAUGGAGGUGCAGAACAGGCAGAAGGAGCAACGAGACAGCAGCAAACGCCGGCGCCGGGACAAGGCCCUGAGCCUGCAGGGGGGAGGGAUGCCUUCUGUGAAUGGAGGGAAUACAGGCUCCACGGGACGCAUGGAGAAGACAGGGGGCAUGCCUAUCAAGCGUUUCAGUAUGGAGGGACUGUCCAACAUCCUGCAGACAAGCAUCAGACAGACAUUUGGAAGUACAGGGAAUGACAAACAGCAUCUCAACACGGUUAUUCCAUAUGAGCAGAAAGGCACUCCUCCAUCUGUUGAUGACCUGCAGCUGUUCACAAAAAUUCUUUAUGCCAUGAAGGAAGACAGUGAGAAGGUGCCUACACUGCUAACAGACUACAUAUUGAAAGUGCUGUGUCCUACCUAAAGCACCGGUAGACCAGGGACCACCAUCUGAUGGCAAAUUCUUCCCCUGAGGGCCCUCCCUGCCCUCCUCACCUCUGGCCCAAGCUGCAUGACCUCUCCUCUUUUACCAUUAUCAGCCAUGGCACCAUCACUAUUAUUGUAUUCACCUCGACUAUGACUACUGCCUUUUGCUGAGCUCACCUUCUCUCUUUCUGCACAUUAAGCUCAAGCCAGACCCCAAAAUGGCCGCUAUCUGAAGUCGGAUAACUAAUCCCAUUUCAAAGGAUUUCACAUACUGUUACUAAUCACACCACCACUUUGGUACUCGGAUACUAUGUUAUCACUGCUUUCUUUUCUUAAAUUUUGUUACUUUUUUUGUGUUUAACAGAAGUUUGUCUUGGCAAAUUUUGACUCUUAAUCAUAAACUGACCUGUUAACUGUUGUUUUAUUCAUUGAUUCAUAAGGACUAACUACAGUGUAAGAUAAAUGAAAUGCCAUACUGCAUCCAAAAGUGAUCAUACCCCUACUGUUUCAAAUUAAAUAACUGAUUUAUUUGAAUACAAAAGCCAUGCACAUUUUUCUGCUGACUUAGUACUGUAGCUCCACAUUAAUGAAAAGAAACAUGACUAUUUCAGGUGCAGUGCAUUUUUUCUCUUUCUUUUACUUUUCAUUUCACUAUUUUAAAAUCCAGUGCUCUUCUGACCUUUUGUCAUUUCUUUUCAUUUUGAACAAAAUAUUUGAUAGAAACUCUGUUGCUGAUUUUCUGUUAUUUACUGCCAUCAGAGCAACAGGCUCAUGUGCAGUCCACCCCGUUCAGUCACAUGGAGGUGUAUCACUGAGUUUUAGUUGGAUACGUAUGUCAUCCCCUGAUGAGAUGAGCUCAUUUCAGUAAAGGUGUGCAUAUUUGCAUAUUAGCAUAUUUAUGACUUCCUUCGCACCAUGUAGGUGAAUGUUACAUCACUAAUUGCAAAUUCUAAUAAACAUUCAUGUGCUUCA
Molecule: messenger RNA, 2487 nt
Organism: Monopterus albus (swamp eel)
Lineage: Eukaryota; Metazoa; Chordata; Actinopteri; Synbranchiformes; Synbranchidae
Gene: fez1
Product: fasciculation and elongation protein zeta 1 (zygin I)
Exons: 11
Coding region: 296-1513 (405 amino acids)
Cellular component (GO): cytoplasm; axon
Source: RefSeq, a predicted model, not a curated record